Messenger RNA from Suillus subaureus, 180 nucleotides. RefSeq lists its product as uncharacterized. The record is from RefSeq and is a predicted model, not a curated record. The annotation marks the transcript as partial. The transcript has a single exon. Lineage: Eukaryota; Fungi; Basidiomycota; Agaricomycetes; Boletales; Suillaceae.
GGGAUCCUCAAUGACUUCGACUUAUCAUCAACUCAAGAUAGUCCCUCAGGCCAGGAGCAUACAGGCACAGUACCUUUCAUGGCCAUUGAACUUCUCAUGAAGGAAGCCAUCGAAGGCCAGGUCAAACACCUGUACCAGCAUGAUGCAGAGUCAUUCAUAUGGGUCCUCACUUGGGUCUGU